Cuscuta epithymum is the source of this 329-nucleotide messenger RNA. Lineage: Eukaryota; Viridiplantae; Streptophyta; Magnoliopsida; Solanales; Convolvulaceae. The record is from the annotation of a GenBank genome assembly.
UCCGGUUAUCCCCCUUCGGACGUACGGGGUACUUAACCCUGAUUGCGCGUCCGUCCAUGGUUCUAUUUUCAAACAACGCCGGGAACCCGGACGGCUGGGAGGAGCGGUUCUUUCUCGCCGAAGUAGGCUCCCCGGAGCCAUUCUCCGAUAGGUGGAACGUCUACCCGGUGAAGUCCAUCCCGCCGCCUAUGACGGAUGAGGAGCUUGGAUAUGCCAAGCGCAUAGCUGGUCUUGGCGUCCAGAACCUCCGGUCGCUGGUGGCCGAGCCUUUCAAGGCCCGGGCCGGGCUAGGAGUUUUCCCAUCCACAUCAUCCAUGGGACGUACCAAC